Archocentrus centrarchus (flier cichlid) is the source of this 903-nucleotide messenger RNA. Its product is annotated as paraneoplastic antigen Ma1 homolog. The record is from RefSeq and is a predicted model, not a curated record. Lineage: Eukaryota; Metazoa; Chordata; Actinopteri; Cichliformes; Cichlidae. The transcript has 2 exons. The coding region runs from base 1 to 903 and encodes 300 amino acids.
AUGGCAAGGUUACGGCAUUGGUGUAAAGGAGAGGGCAUUAACCCUACCCAUGCCAUUCUGCUCAAAGAUGUUCCCGAAGACACUGAGAUUGAACGCAUAGAAGGAACUCUGCAAUCCAUUAAAGUUCUUGGACGUGUUAAAGUCAGAGGACGCAUGUACGAUCCUCAGAGUCAAUGUUUGACUGUACUGUGUGAAUGCAGAGAGAAAGUAAAUCCCAAAGCUAUUCCCUUAGACACCCUCCUGCCGGAAGGUAGUAAUGCACCAUGGAGAAUUGUUGGAUAUUCAGAGGAGGAGGAAGGGUCAGCUGACCAAGUGCUCGCAGAGGACUUGCAGUUGCCACCAACAGAGUUAGGCCCUGUUCCACCACUUCAGGCCUCUACUCCGGAAGCUAUCAUCAGAGCUGUGGGAGACCUUCUGCAAAGCACAGCCAAGCCGGUAAGUGAUAAUAGCAACUACCGGAGGCUACGAACCUUCUCAGGGAUUGUCCCUACUCCCCCAGGAGAGGAGCCAUUGGAGAACUGGAUAUUGCAAGCUCGUUUGAUGAUAGAGGAAUAUGAUUGGCCUGACAAAGAAAAGAAAAUGAGAAUAAUGGAAAGUGUAAAAGGUCCUGCUUUGGAAAUAUUGCAGGCCGUCCGCUUUAAUAACCCAGAGGCCACACCCCAAGGGUACGUGGAUGUGAUUGAGAACACAUUUGACACACCAGAGACAGGAGAAGAACUGUACUUCUCAUACAGAAUGCUAUGCCAGCAUCCCGGUGAAAAACUUUCUGAGUUUCUGCGAAGGAUGGAAAGAUCCCUGAACAAAGUAGUGAAAAAAGGAGGUCUGUCCCCGACUUCCAUAGACAAAGCCCGCCUUGAUCAACUCAUUAAAGGAGCCACAAGGGGCAUAUGUCCAGGAUCUUAG